Molecule: messenger RNA, 7524 nt
Organism: Mustela lutreola (European mink)
Lineage: Eukaryota; Metazoa; Chordata; Mammalia; Carnivora; Mustelidae
Gene: GTF3C4
Product: general transcription factor IIIC subunit 4
Exons: 5
Coding region: 17-2470 (817 amino acids)
Biological process (GO): transcription initiation at RNA polymerase III promoter
Cellular component (GO): transcription factor TFIIIC complex
Molecular function (GO): protein binding; histone acetyltransferase activity
Source: RefSeq, a predicted model, not a curated record
CUGCACUUGAGAGGAGAUGAGCGCGGCCGACAAGGCCCGGGUGGGGCCCGCGGCCGACGGGCCUGCGCCGCCGGAGGAGGAGGAGGGCGAGGGGGGCGGCGAGGCGGGCGGGAAGGAGCCAGCGGCAGACGCGGCCCCCGGGCCCAGUGCCGCGUUCCGGUUCCUGGUGAGUCGGCGGGAGCCGGCCGUGAAGCUGCAGUACGCGGUGAGCGGCUUAGAGCCGCUGGCCUGGUCCGAGGACCACCGCGUGUCGGUGUCCACGGCCCGGAGCAUCGCUGUGCUGGAGCUCAUCUGCGACGUGCACAACCCGGGCCAGGACCUGGUUAUCCACCGCACCUCGGUGCCCGCUCCCCUCAACAGCUGCCUCCUCAAAGUUGGCUCAAAAGCAGAGGUUGCUGAGUGUAAGGAGAAAUUUGCCACCUCCAAAGACCCCACAGUCAGUCAGACUUUCAUGUUGGAUAGGGUGUUCAACCCUGAGGGGAAGGCCUUGCCACCGAUGAGAGGAUUCAAGUAUACCAGCUGGUCCCCUAUGGGUUGCGAUGCAAACGGCCGGUGCCUCUUGGCAGCACUGACCAUGGACAACCGCCUGACCAUCCAGGCGAACCUCAACAGACUGCAGUGGGUCCAGCUGGUUGAUCUGACUGAGAUUUAUGGAGAACGACUCUAUGAGACCAGUUACAGGCUCUCUAAAAGUGAGGCUCCAGAGGGGAAUCUCGGGGACUUCGCGGAGUUUCAGAGGAGGCACAGCAUGCAGACCCCAGUCCGGAUGGAGUGGUCGGGCAUCUGUACCACGCAGCAGGUCAAGCAUAACAACGAGUGCCGGGAUGUGGGCAGUGUGCUCCUGGCAGUCCUCUUCGAGAACGGUAACAUUGCUGUGUGGCAGUUUCAGCUGCCCUUUGUAGGGAAGGAAUCCAUCUCUUCGUGCAACACGAUUGAGUCAGGGAUCAACUCUCCUAGUGUUUUGUUUUGGUGGGAAUAUGAGCACAAUAAUCGGAAAAUGAGCGGCCUUAUUGUGGGGAGUGCUUUUGGACCUGUAAAAAUUCUUCCUGUCAAUCUCAAAGCAGUUAAAGGCUAUUUCACCUUAAGGCAGCCCGUUGUCUUGUGGAAAGAAAUGGACCAGUUGCCCGUGCACAGCAUUAAAUGUGUUCCACUUUACCACCCGUACCAGAAGUGCAGCUGUAGCUUAGUGGUGGCUGCACGGGGAUCCUACGUGUUUUGGUGUCUUCUCCUGAUCUCCAAAGCAGGUCUCAACGUCCACAAUUCCCACGUCACAGGACUUCACUCACUGCCGAUUGUCUCCAUGACUGCAGACAAGCAGAAUGGAACCGUAUAUACCUGUUCCAGCGACGGGAAGGUGAGGCAGCUGAUUCCCAUUUUCACCGAUGUCGCAUUAAAGUUUGAACACCAGUUAAUUAAACUCUCGGAUGUGUUCGGCUCGGUGAGGACACACGGGAUAGCAGUGAGCCCCUGCGGCGCAUACCUGGCUGUCAUCACCACCGAGGGCAUGGUCAACGGCCUCCACCCCGUGAACAAGAACCACCAGGUCCAGUUUGUUACUCUCAAAACCUUUGAAGAGGCAGCUGCUCAGCUCUUGGAAUCUUCCGUUCAAAAUCUCUUCAAGCAGGUGGAUUUAAUAGACCUUGUGCGCUGGAAGAUUUUAAAGGAUAAACAUAUCCCUCAGUUUUUACAAGAAGCUUUGGAAAAAAAGAUUGAAAGCAGCGGAGCCACCUAUUUUUGGCGUUUCAAACUCUUCCUCCUGAGGAUUUUAUAUCAGUCCAUGCAGAAAACCCCUUCAGAAGCAUUAUGGAAACCCACCCACGAGGACUCCAAAAUCUCAUUGGUUGACUCCCCUGGGAUGGGCAAUGCCGAGGAAGAGCAGCAGGAGGAAGGCACGUCUUCCAAGCAGGCGAACCGGCAGGGCAGAGAGGGCGACGCGGAGGACCCCGCCGACGACUCCCUGACCCAGGCUGGAGAUGCCGGGGGCCGCGAGCCGAUGGAAGAGAAGCUCCUGGAGAUCCAAGGGAAGAUCGAAGCUGUGGAAAUGCACUUGACCAGGGAGCACAUGAAGCGAGUCUUAGGGGAGGUGUACCUGCAUACCUGGAUCACAGAAAACACUAGCAUCCCCACUCGAGGCCUCUGUAACUUCCUGAUGUCUGACGAGGAAUGUGAUGACCGAACGGCACGGGUGCUGAUCGGACACAUCUCAAAGAAGAUGAACAAACAGACUUUCCCUGAGCACUGCAGUCUGUGCAGAGAGAUUUUGCCGUUCACAGACCGCAAGCAGGCAGUCUGCUCCAACGGCCACAUUUGGCUCCGGUGCUUUUUAACCUACCAGUCGUGCCAGAGCUUGAUAUACAGAAGGUGUUUGCUCCACGACAGCAUUGCUCGUCAUCCGGCUCCGGACGAUCCUGACUGGAUUAAGAGGCUACUGCAGAGCCCCUGCCCUUUCUGCGAUUCUCCGGUCUUCUGAGCGGCGGCGGUGGGAGCCGGGACGGGCGCGCUGCGUGGCGGAAAACCCCCUCGGGCUGAGGACGCGGGAUGUGCUGGCUGAGCCCGGCCUGCGCGUGGGCCGGCCUCCUCGGGAGCGGAGACAGGGCCUGGGAACUCCUUUCUGAAGUCCCGUCUCGUCUCCAGGGACUAUGGGGUAUCUCUGAAACGACCGAACGCAGAGACUGUAAGUCAUUGUGAGCGGAGCGCUAGCCCCCCACUCCUCCCCCGGGGAGGAACACUUUCUUUUCAAGUGUUUUGACUGAAGCAACCUGAACAGAAAGAAUGCCCUGUCAUUUCUGGGAACAGAAUGAUCUCUUCUGGAGAGUAGGGGUAAGGGCCCUGCUGGACCGAGUUGGGCUUUGAUGCCUGCCUUGGACUGGAACUGCCCCGCGGCUCCGCAGAGCGUGGGUCACGGGCCCGGGCGGUCGUGCGCCAGCAGACACAGCGCGUGUCCGAAACGGCGCUUGACCCCGAUCCUUUGUUCCCACGAACAGCCACAGAUCUGUAUCCCACGGAGGCUCGUCUCUGCUGCGUACUGAAAACGUGUUCAUAAAACGGUAUUUUUAAGAGGUCGAGGCCAAGACUAAAGUUGGUUUUAAUGUGUCAAAAGAUCAGGUGAUUCCUGUAAGUAGAUAAUGGUGACUUAUUUUUGAUGAGCUCCCAUGUGAUUGGAUCUCCAGUGCUGACUCCUUGCCCUGUCAGGGAGGUCGGGGAUUCCUCUCCGCGCUCUCACCUUCCUGCUCCUGACUGUCGUAGCCCAGAUGAGAUAUUUGUACACAGAAGAAAAAGAAUAUUUUCUCCUUUAAACUUCUAGUGUUUUUAAUGUUGAUGUGUCCAGACAUUUCAGUUGUAUCCGCUAUAAGAACCUGCAGGCCAUCUAGAGACUUUCAGAAAACUUGCAGAAAGCGACGGGCAGCCCCGGCGUGCGGGUGCUCGUGCUCCAGUGCCACCAGCAGCUCCGUGGAGAAGCGCCCAGGAAUUUCUUCCCCGCAAGGGUCCCUGAUACUUAGAAUGUAGCUCUUUUCCUGUGGGCUGUUCAGAGACGUUAGACAUUAAUCGGUCUUAAAAUCUAAAAUUAAAAAUGGACAUUCGGGAAUUACAGUGUUCUUGGAUUGCGAAAAUAGCGUCCUAGAGCUCGGUGCUAAGCAACAGGACUGUGCUGCCCACGUGUGGAAAUGGUGCGUCCUUCGGGGACGCAGGAAGGAAGUACAAAAUGGGAGAUUCUCACUCCGCUUACGUGCUGGCUAUUUCGCCUUUAUUCUAACACUUACUCCUGCCUCUGUCGUGAUUCCUCAGUGAAGGACUUCUCGUCCUUGCUUUAGAAAACUUGCUCUGUGGACAAGACACACAACCGCAGACCGCUGUGGGUCCCCCUCCCCCGCACCUCUCCCCCUCCUCCCCGCCACAGGCACCGGCCCCCAGAGCCCUUCAGAGGCGCCUCCGAGCGGCCUGCCCUGAAAUGGCUUCUGUUUCCUGUUCAGAUUGGGUCUUGUCUCCUGUGCUUAAUUCUGUCUUUGCUGGAGUCUCCUGCUUCGCUUUCUCUCCUCAGUCAUUUCAAGAUAGUGUUGAUCCCGAUACGGGGGCCGCACCUUGAAUUGGUUUUCCAGAAAGAGAAGCAGGCGGCACGGGGAUCGCGAGCUGCACAGCUCAGACGUCACAUGGCCCGUCGCUGUCUCACGUCCCGGGGACCAGGCGGUAAACGUGGCGAUCAUGUCAAGGAAGUUUUUCAUAAUCAUGGCUGCUUAGUUUCACUUACUCUUUGUUCCUGAUCAGGGUCAGUGUUUGAGCUGUUCUUACGGGGAAUUUUGUGCCGCUGCCAUUUAAAACUUACAUUAAGUUUUUAUUUAAAGCAGUUGUACGUUUUGGGGGAGAUGGACCUCUUGGGAGUUAACUAAAAGGGUCUCCUGAAUUAUGUAUUUUCUGUAGGAAUAAACAUGGCCACUGUUUUACUAGAACGUGACUUCUCUCUGCACGGGGGUAGGCAUUCCGCAGACUCAAAAAUCCACCCACCACCUCAGCCUGAAUUCCGUGCCUGGAGCAGGGAGGGCCCCCCCACCCCCGCCCCCGCCCCAGCACGCCCCCCUCGUGCAUGGCCGCAUCGCGCACACAGCCAGCUUCUGCUUGCCCGUCAGUGGGACUUGGGGAAAGCAGGGGUGCCACCCAGAAUCUUCCGGCCCACUGGCUCUCCUGGCUUACACUUGUCCUGCCCUCCAUGCUUCCUAGAACGUGCCUGAUCCGUUUGGUGGAUUUCAGGUUUAUCUCGGCUGUCACCUAAGCACUGGGUGAGAAGCGUCAGAGAUGGUGGAGGGCGCGUUGCUGCGCUGCCCGGAGCCAGGCACGAAGACCGGAUGCAAUUAGACCUUUCCAGCUACUGCACGCUUGCGUUCCGGGCGUCUGAUACCCACACCUGUAUCCCGCGCGCUGCCUGGGGUUAAUUUGUCCCCAUUACUCCAGAUAAGAAAUUGAUGGCUUGUUACGCUUGAUACUCCUUCCAAAACCCUCCUGUGCCCGGCACCCGCUCUUCAAGCCGUCUCGACCUACUAUCACAUCUGCCGAAGCUACCAAUUAUUUUUCAGUGUCAGGAGUUAUUAGAACCGCUGGCGAAGCUUGUGGCUGAGUGUGACAUCUUUCUGCUUCUCUCUAAGACGACGUGGAAGCAUGUGGGUUGGACCUGUUCGCGAGUGCCAGGGGUUCAUUAGGUGAAAGGAACGUUAAAGGGUGAUAACUAAAUAGAAAGAUACUUUCUGUUGUAGUUACGCCGCUGUCGGCUAAGAAGCAGAAGUCGAUGCUUAUUGGUACUUGUUAGGGGGUGCGCACGCGUGUUUUACAAAACCCCUGCUCCCCGGCAGCUCCCCUCGCAGCUGAAGAGGAGCUGCCCGGUUUGGUGAGUUACCGCGGCUCCGGCCCUGAGCCCGGACCUCGGCCCCCGCCUGCGGGCUCUGUUCAGCCUGCUCGCCCCUGGCCCCUCUGCUCUCUCGUGCUUUUCCGUCCUGGUGAGGCCCGCUUAAUUUCCCUUCCUCUUGUUUUCUCGGCUUCAGGACACGUCCAGAGCUAGCAGAUUUCACGUUUGAAAGGGCAGUAGAUCAGUGAUACAUUUUCUAAAAAUUACCUCACACAGUAGGUCUCCUUCCUAGAAGAGACGAUCGUGCACAGUGAUUUUUCUCUCUAAUGGUAAUAGUGUUGGCUUUUAACCUGGUAAAUUAUAUCCGGUUUUCUUCAAGACUCUUCAUUAUUUCCCUGGCAGAGUGCUGAGUAACUCUUGGCUGGCCUUUGGGGCUAGAGUCUGCUAAAGUUUAGCCCCUGCCACUACCGGCUGCCCCAUGCCAACGUUGUUCCUGACGAACAGAAAUGCUGGCUAAGUCAACUGGCCUGUUUUUUUAUUUUAUUUUUUUUAGAUUUUUAAAAAAUUUAUUUGACAGAGAGCUCACAAGUAGGCAGAGAGCAAGGGGAAGCAGGCUCCCUGCCGAGCAGAGAGGCUGAUGCAGGGCUCGAUCCCAGGACCCUGAAAUCAUGACCAGAGCCGAAGGCAGAGGCUUAACCCACUGAGCCACGCGGGGGCCCCAGCCGGCCUGUUUUUUAAGGGAAAGGUAGAUUCUGCGUAUUUUUUUUUUAGACGUUGGCAGCACUAACAGCCAACAGCCAGACCAAUCACGAGUGUCUUCGGUUAGCCCACCGUGGACGUGGCGGGCCUCUGCACGGCUCCCGUGAAGGAUCACGAAUAUACCUUUACGUUCAGAUGCUUCUUCCCCUGGGGUGGAGGUGAGCGUUCAGUGAGACCAUGGAUUGUCCAACCCUUCUCCUCACGACUGUCCGUUUUAAAAACACCUAGAAGGCCCGACUCAGUGGUUUCCAUUUCUCUUAUUGGUGUGCGCGCCAGCCGGCAGCUGCAGGGACAGUCAGCUGUGUCUCGGGUCUCCUAGUCAACUUGGAACUGCUCUUUCUUGAAGCUAAAAAGGCUUCUUGGAGUUAAGAGCUUCCCGUCUGCUCACCUGAUGUCUGCUAUUUAAAAUGAUCACGGAGCAGGUGAAACCCGACUCUCCUUGCGUUGCGUGAAGACCAGUUUGCUGACUCUGGAGUUGCUCCUGAGGGUCCUAUAGCGUCUCUAUCCUGAUGACAGAGCCGGGUUUUUCUGAAGAUGGGGAGCUCAGUUCCAAGGCACUGAUGAGACCGGUCGGCAGAGUCUGUAGACAGGAUGAAGCCUCCCAGCUGCCCAUGUCCUCUGUUUUAGAGCACGGCUCUUCCUGAAAACGGGCAGGAAACCGAUCAGUUUAACGGGGCAAUGGCUAUAGAAACGUCCCGUAAAGUAGUUAGUCCUUUUGUUGUAGGACUCCCAACCUCUUUAUCUGGUUAGGUGGUUCAGCUUUUCUUACCUUGUGUUUUUUGUUAUAAUACACCUGGUGGUGGGGGGGGGGGGGGGUCCUAACAUACACACGGAGCAUUAUAUGAAUUUCCAACUUAGGGGCGCCCUUCCUUCCAGGCUCGCCCGCAGUUGAAAGGGAAGAUGACAGUCUCCUGCCGGCGUAAAGGUACAGGCCGUCCGGGCGAGACGCUGCCGGCGGGUUGGGGAGACGGACGUGGCAGAACUCUAAAUCCUGUUAUUUCCGCAGCGAAAACGUGCUCGCCUCACCCUGAACUCCUGUCGCUGUCACGGAAAGGUCAGGCGGCUGGACUGGAUGGUGUAGGAGGCGGCCAUGGCUUGGAGGCACUUCUGCUUUCUCCGUUUCACAUUUGCCAAACAGGCUGCUGGGGGCUCGGGUGGGUUGUUUUUGGUACGAAUGCAAAACUAAAAGCAAAAAUGCAUUAUUGGGUCUUUUUAAAGACUUUGACUCAUAUUUGUACUUCAUGAAAGGAGCCUGAAUAUCAAACCUGUUUCUACAGAAACGAGACUGUAGAGAAAACUAAGUGUGUGUUGUGUAUAGUGAUAUUUUAUGUUUACCCGAUACCUGUGCUAAUCUUUGUGCUCAGCUUUGAAUUACAUGUAUGUUUACAUAGGACAUUUUUUUAAAUAAAAAGAACGGGCGUCUGAAAACUUAA